UCUGUGAAUAAUUUAAUUUACAAUCUGUAUUCAGAAAUAAAAAUUUAUAUCAAUUUAUACUUCGCUUACUAUAGGACUAAAAUAAAAACAAAUAGUUAACUAAAUUAACAUGGGAAACUGGAAAUUGGAAGUAGGAAGAAUGGCAAUGUACAUGUCAUUUCCGGUUAUACUUUUCCAUUACUUUAACCAACCUGCUUAUUUCGAAGAGUGGGUGACAAAUACUAAGCGCAAUAUUUUUCCACCGGAAAAUGCUAAGGACAGAGAAGAUAUCGAACAUCUUAUUAAAUCUAUGAAACAGAAACAAAUGCAAAGUUUGGAGGGUGAAUAAUAUUUUUUCAGCCAUCAAUGUAUUCGGUAUGAUGGUAUCUUUAUAAAUAACCUGCUUGAUAGCAAUAAACUUUAGAAUAAAUGUAAAUAAAUGUUUAAGUUUGUUAUAUAAGGGAUUUUUUCUUUAUAGAAACUCCUAUUUCAAAAUAAGAUACAAUACAGAAUUUUUAACGUAUAUAAUAAAAUAUUGUAACUAAAAUAACUUACAGCUUUCUUAUCAGGUAGAAUCUGAAUUGUGUCAAACAUGGUCAAGCCAUUUAUUUUCUAUUGUAUAUAUUUUUUUGUAAUUCUUCUGUAUUACAAGAGAAAACUCUGAUUGAUAUUUCAAAUAUAUUUAUUACGCAUUUUUUAAUAACAAUAAUAUCUCUAUUUUAAAUAUACAAUCUAUAUUUAAUCAA
Molecule: messenger RNA, 725 nt
Organism: Achroia grisella
Lineage: Eukaryota; Metazoa; Arthropoda; Insecta; Lepidoptera; Pyralidae
Product: protein PET100 homolog, mitochondrial
Exons: 1
Coding region: 110-328 (72 amino acids)
Biological process (GO): mitochondrial respiratory chain complex IV assembly
Cellular component (GO): mitochondrial inner membrane; mitochondrion
Source: RefSeq, a predicted model, not a curated record